Molecule: messenger RNA, 1609 nt
Organism: Pundamilia nyererei
Lineage: Eukaryota; Metazoa; Chordata; Actinopteri; Cichliformes; Cichlidae
Product: receptor-type tyrosine-protein phosphatase V-like
Exons: 11
Coding region: 220-1344 (374 amino acids)
Biological process (GO): protein dephosphorylation
Molecular function (GO): protein tyrosine phosphatase activity
Source: RefSeq, a predicted model, not a curated record
GAGAAAGAGGGACAGAGACGGACAGAGGGAACAUAAUUAAAAGCAGACACCUUUAAGAUGCCUUGGAGAACUGUAGUAUUUUACUCUUUUUCUUCAGCGGACCGUGGCGGACUUAAAACAUUUAUCUGAGGCCCAUUUACAAAGGAUCAAAACUAGAGUCAUCUUAGUGAUAUUGACGCUCAACUUUUUUUUUUAAAGUGCGGGAUUUCCUGAAAAGUCAUGAGGGUGCAAACUCUCCCAAGAGCGCAAAUUUUGCAGGAGUUUAAUUUGCAGUGCCAGGCAUUGGCUGCUAAUAGCUACAGAGGCUUUAAACAGGAGUUUGAGGAGCUCAGUGAAGUUGGAAAAGAUCUCCCCACCAGGGCUGGGGACUCUGAGGUCAACAGGGAAAAGAACAGAUACCCAUUCAUUUUACCGUAUGAUCACUGUCGGGUCAGGCUCUCUGUUCAAAACUCCUAUCCACACACCGACUACAUCAAUGCAAACUUUGUGCCUGGUGGAGGAUCAGAAAGAGACUUCAUUUGCACCCAGGGUCCUUUGCCCAACACCAUAGCUGACUUCUGGAGGAUGGUGUGGGAGCAAAACGUCAGGAUUGUUGUCAUGGUGACAGCUCUGAAACACAAGGACAUAGUUUUCUGUGACAAGUACUGGCCACUGGACCCAGGGACAGUUUAUCAUGGACUCAUCCAAGUCACAACAGUGACUCGCAAACAAGGGCCAGAUUAUUUUAUCACCACCAUUAACCUCCGGCAUAGAGACUGUCCAACAGACAGGAUAAUCACACACUAUUACUACCCCUCCUGGCCUGACAGGGGAGUCCCUAAGAGCCCAUCUACUCUCUGCGUCUUCACUGAGCAUGUGCGGCAGCAUUUGGAAACCAUUCCUCGUCUGGGACCGGCUGUGGUGCACUGCAGUGCAGGUAUUGGCCGGACAGGAACAUUUGUAACACUGCUCUGGCUGCAACAACUGUGUGCGAGGGGUAUCCGGCCUGAUAUCAAGGCUGCUGUGCAGGACCUUCGUCUGCAUCGAAUGUGGAUGGUCCAGACUCUGGAGCAGUACGUGUUUGUUCAUCAGUGUCUGUUACACUGGCUCAGUGGAGGAACCUCAGCAUGGAGCUCACAGAUCCAGAGAGCCAGUUUAAAUGCCAACAACGACAUCCAGGAUCGGCCUAAGAGCUCCUCAGCACGGAGAGCGCGAUCGGGGAGGAGCCACCGUCACCAACCCCGACAGAAACCUGCAGCUGACCCACCACAGAACACAAUGCAGCAGAUUUUAAACCCGGGCAACCUACUGAGGCGAUUACUUCCUUCCUCUUCACUGCUCAAUCCAGCCACACACUUCAACUGAACAGGCAUGCUGGAAGAUGUAUACAUGUAAAGAAAGACUACAUAAAAAUUUUGCCAUCAUACAUCAGCUCACAGAAGGACGUGUAUACUGUAUGCGGUCGGGCCCUGCAGGCAGAAAACUGGCCUGACAACAUGCAGAUAAAAGAGCAGCUUGUAUCGUCAUUAGAAGAGAAUGAAUUCAAGGAAGAAGAAAUCAGGUCAAACCUGCUACCCUACCCAUCCUGGCAAAAAAAUAUUGAGGCUGGUACCUGUAUAUACUGGCACAU